Molecule: messenger RNA, 2408 nt
Organism: Sipha flava (yellow sugarcane aphid)
Lineage: Eukaryota; Metazoa; Arthropoda; Insecta; Hemiptera; Aphididae
Exons: 4
Coding region: 925-2388 (487 amino acids)
Molecular function (GO): protein binding
Source: RefSeq, a predicted model, not a curated record
CGCAACGGACGGGACCCCGCACAAUAUCGCUCCGCCUUACCGGCCUAGUCGGACGACGGUGUCGAGAAACAAAAGUUUUUACGUACACACGUGUGUACAUUCGAUCUCGAUGGGGCGCUAAAAACCCUAUUGCGCCCUACGGCCCCGUCGCCCGUCUCGAAAACGUAAACGUUUUCGAGAACCAACGGUACACGGUCGCCGCAGCAACCCGUUCGUCCGGGAUCUCACGGCCGCGAGCACUCGUCGGCGGAUCGUCGAAUUCCAACGCGGCUGAUAACGUGCGCGUAAUAAUUACGUUCUGAUAAUGACUUUUACUGUUUUUCUCCGGUGCGCGCACGGGCGACGCGAAAUCGCCGUUGAGUCUAGCGCACGCACGCACGCCAACACGCGCGCGCACGCGUCGCAUUCGGUUCCCGUAAUAAUAUUAUUAUUACUAUUACUAUUAUUGUUUCGUGCAUGCCAUUCACGCCGCCGCCGUGCUUUCCAUACUCCGCAGAUCGCGCGUUCAACUUACGUACGUUCCUAUUCUCUUGUCGUCGUCGUGUUUAUCAUAUAUAUUUUUGUUUUUUCCUCGGUUUUCGUUUCGAUCGUCUUCGCCAGCGCAGUCCUACAACGUUCUCCCUCCCCGUCGUAACCAGACCGUCUUCACAGCCGAACGGAAUAAUUAUCGUCUUCGCUUCUGAACACCGCCGCCGUCGUCCAACAAUUAUAUCAUCGUCGGACAUAAUUAUUCAAUUAAAAUCCUUAUCGUCUGCAUUGUUACUGAUGUAAUGCAACACACUCGUGUGUGGACGACGUGCGCAGCGCACAGUUUCAUGUGUUGGAUAACACCGUUCGAAAACCCCUCAGAUCUAUUUAGUUUGUAAACAAUACAUAUAGACUUAAACAGUCGAUACAAAUAUUGAUUGUGUAUUAGCAGAAAACAUGGCUGUCUGUAAUUUGUUUGAAAAUGUUGACAAAUCUAAUGUUCCAAUACAUACUCUUCCAAUUGAGAUAAUAACAAGAAUUAUUAAUCAUUUAAGUUUAUCUGAUGUUCUUUCAUUAGCAUGUGUAAGUAAGAUUUGGCGAUGUCAUUACAUAAAUCAAAAUAUAAUUUGGAUGAACAUUUGCGAGAAGAUGAAUGUACAGAGAUAUGAUUAUACUAAGUGUUUUGAUGACAUGUUUAGAAAUAACACAGAAUCCAAAGGUUAUAUUGAAACUACUUCAGUUAAAUUAUUUGGUCCCUUUUGUACAUGGUGGUCGGUUUUUAAUCGUUAUAAUAUGGUUUUAAAAAAUAUUAAAGCUAAUGAUUUUUCAACAAUUCAUGUGCAACGUAAAACAUCCAAUUUAACAUACUGUACCGAUGAUUAUAUUAUCACAGUAAAUCGUUACAAAAAUAGGCGUCCAAUAGAAGCAACUUUAUUGAAAUGUACUCCUGGGCCAGAAUUGAAAGUACGUUUAAGAAUACAUACUUUUUUUAAAAAAUUAAUUUCAAUAAGAGAUAGCACCAUUAAGAUUAUCGGUAAUAAAAAGUAUUUAGUAUUUGAAAUUCAUUCAAAUUUAUUUAUAUAUGCUAUUAGAAAUGAUACUUUUAUACAAAGAUCUGAUGUGAUGAUCUCUAAACCUGAGUUAAAUAUUGAACAAAAUCCAGAAUAUCUUACAAAAUACUUAGAAGCAAAUAAUAAUACUAAAAUUGCUAUUGAUGAUGAACAUUUAGCAGUAGUUCUACCGAACAAGAAUCAAUUGUUUAUAUAUGAUUUGGCCAAUAUGCGUGUAUAUCGAGAACUGAUUUAUUCUCAAAUACCAAACACUGUACAAUGUUUGAAGUAUGAUUCCCAAAGAGUGAUGAUUGGAAUCACAUUUAAGAUAGUGAUGCCUAAUGAUAUACCACCUUGUCAAGCUAUUAUUUACCAUUUGGAGAAAAGUAACUUGCCAUUUAGAGUAUCUAUAUUCGGUCCUGUUACUCAAUUCAAGACGACUGCUCAUCUUAUCGGCGUCGAAAACGAAGCACCCGAAACACCAUUCAUCGCAAGAAUUUCUAACAUUUAUAAAGUAUUUUGGAUUGAUUGUGACACAUUUUCAAUUGAUAGUACAAGAAAAUUUAUUUAUUAUAAUAUUAAUUCUAGUAUAUUUAAAUAUGAUCUCAGCAAGUCCUUGUCAGAUAAUUUUGAAGUAACACAAAAAAUUGCUAUUGAUGCAAUUGCAAUGCGAUUUUCUUUGAUGCCUAUCAACGAUAGGUUUUUAAUAUUACGCUCUACUAUUCCAAAUUCAUAUGACAUAUUUGAUGUUAAAGAACAUAUUAUUGUCAGGUCUCUACAAUUAAAUUCAAAGUAUUCAUUGGUUCAUGUGGGUAAACUCUCAAUUAUAUUUUCCAAUAAUUAUGAAUUUAUAGUGAUUGGAUUUUAUUAAUUUCAUCAUAUUUUUAUACA